AUGGUGUCUUCUGGUUGCAGAAUGCAAUUUUUUUGGUUACUUCUCAUAAUCGGCUUCCUACAGAAUACAGAAGGUUUCAGCCGAGCAGCACUACCAUUUGGUUUAGUUAGGAGGGAACUGUCUUGCGAGGGCUACUCCAUUGACCUUCGGUGUCCAGGAAGUGAUGUCAUUAUGAUAGAGAGUGCUAAUUAUGGACGGACAGAUGACAAGAUUUGUGAUGCCGACCCUUUCCAAAUGGAAAACACAGAAUGCUUCCUCCCAGAUGCCUACAAAAUUAUGACACAAAGGUGCAACAACCGAACACAGUGUAUAGUAGUUACUGGGUCAGAUGUGUUUCCUGAUCCUUGUCCUGGAACGUACAAAUAUCUUGAAGUUCAGUAUGAAUGUGUUCCUUACAAAGUGGAGCAAAAAGUUUUUGUUUGCCCGGGGACGUUGAAAGCAAUUGUGGACUCACCGUCUUUAUAUGAAGCUGAACAAAAGGCAGGUGCUUGGUGCAAAGAUCCUCUCCAGGCUGCAGAUAAAAUAUACUUCAUGCCAUGGACUCCAUAUCGCACUGAUACUUUGAUAGAAUAUGCUUCUUUAGAGGACUUCCAAAAUGGACGCCAACAGACAACUUACAAACUUCCAAAUAGAGUGGAUGGCACUGGAUUUGUGGUAUAUGAUGGUGCUGUAUUUUUUAACAAAGAAAGAACCAGGAACAUUGUAAAGUUUGACUUGAGGACUAGAAUUAAAAGUGGAGAGGCCAUUAUCAAUUAUGCUAACUACCAUGACACUUCUCCAUACAGAUGGGGAGGAAAGACUGAUAUUGAUUUAGCAGUUGAUGAAAAUGGUUUAUGGGUAAUUUAUGCAACGGAACAAAACAAUGGAAUGAUAGUUAUUAGCCAAUUGAAUCCAUAUACUCUUCGCUUUGAAGCAACAUGGGAAACCACAUAUGACAAACGGGCAGCAUCCAAUGCUUUUAUGAUAUGUGGAGUCCUCUAUGUUGUCCGAUCAGUGUAUCAAGACAACGAAAGUGAAACUGGCAAGAAUGCAAUUGAUUACAUUUACAACACCAGGUUAAGCAGAGGAGAAUAUGUAGAAGUUCCCUUCCCCAACCAGUACCAGUACAUCGCAGCAGUGGAUUACAACCCAAGAGAUAACCACCUGUAUGUGUGGAACAACAACUUCAUUCUCCGAUACUCUCUAGAGUUUGGCCCACCUGACCCAGCCCAAGUGCCUACUACCGCAGUGACAAUAACUUCUUCAGCAGAGCUAUACAAAACCACUGUGUCAACCAUAAGCAUGACUUCACAGAAAGGCCCCAUAAGCACAACAUUAGCUGGAGGCACAAAGGAAGGAAGCAGAGGGCCCAAGCCACCACCAGCAGUUUCCACAACGAAAAUUCCUCCUGUGACAAGUUUUUUCCCUUUGCCAGAGAGAUUCUGUGAACCUGAUGAGGCCAGGGGGAUUAGCUGGCCUCAGACGCAAAGAGGAAUGAUGGUUGAACGCCCUUGUCCCAAAGGAACUCGAGGAACUGCCUCGUAUCUCUGCAUGGUUUCCACUGGAACAUGGAACCCUAAGGGCCCUGAUCUUAGCAACUGUACCUCACACUGGGUAAAUCAGCUGGCUCAGAAGAUCAGAAGUGGAGAAAAUGCUGCUAGUCUUGCCAAUGAACUGGCUAAACACACCAAAGGACCAGUUUUUGCUGGUGAUGUGAGUUCAUCAGUGAGGCUGAUGGAACAGUUGGUGGACAUUCUUGAUGCUCAACUGCAAGAACUGAGGCCUAGUGAAAAAGACUCAGCUGGGCGGAGUUAUAACAAGCUCCAAAAACGAGAGAAGACAUGCAGGGCUUACCUUAAGGCAAUCGUUGACACAGUGAACAACCUGCUCAGGCCUGAAGCUCUAGAAUCCUGGAAAGAUAUGAAUUCUUCAGAACAAGCACACGCUGCAACAAUGUUACUUGAUACACUAGAAGAAGGGGCUUUUGUCUUGGCUGACAAUCUCUUAGAACCAACUAGAGUCUCAAUGCCCACUGAAAACAUUGUUCUGGAAGUUGCAGUGCUCAGUACAGAAGGCCAGGUGCAGGACUUGAAAUUUCCUCAGGGCAGUGAAGGAGGGAAUUUGAUCCAACUGUCUGCAAACACUGUGAAACAGAACAGCAGGAAUGGAUUAGCAAAAUUGGUUUUCAUCAUUUACAAAAGUUUGGGACGGUUCCUCAGUACCGAAAACGCAACCAUAAAGCUGGGUAGUGACUUCGUUGGUCGGAACAGUACCAUUGCAGUGAACUCCCACGUCAUUGCAGCCUCCAUCAACAAGGAGUCCAGCCGUGUGUACCUGACUGAUCCUGUGCUUUUUACCCUGGAACACAUUGAUCCUGACAAUUAUUUCAAUGCAAAUUGCUCCUUCUGGAACUACUCAGAGAGGACUAUGAUGGGAUACUGGUCCACUCAGGGGUGCAAGCUGAUUGACACAAAUAAAACUCAUACAUCUUGUGCUUGCAGCCACCUAACCAACUUUGCAAUCCUUAUGGCCCAUAGGGAAAUUGUGUACAAAGAUGGAGUGCAUGAGCUACUCCUUACUGUCAUCACCUGGGUGGGAAUUGUCAUCUCCCUUGUAUGCCUGGCCAUCUGCAUCUUCACAUUCUGUUUCUUCCGUGGCCUACAAAGUGAUCGUAAUACUAUUCACAAGAAUCUUUGUAUCAACCUAUUCAUUGCAGAGUUCAUUUUCCUAAUAGGCAUCGAUAAAACAGAAUACAAAAUUGCAUGUCCGAUAUUUGCAGGCCUCUUACACUUUUUCUUCCUGGCAGCAUUUGCCUGGAUGUGCCUAGAAGGAGUGCAGCUCUAUCUCAUGUUAGUAGAAGUAUUUGAAAGUGAAUAUUCUAGGAAGAAGUACUACUAUGUUGCUGGCUACCUCUUCCCUGCCACAGUAGUUGGUGUCUCAGCAGCUAUUGACUAUAAGAGCUAUGGAACAGAGAAAGCUUGCUGGCUCCACGUAGAUAACUAUUUUAUCUGGAGUUUCAUUGGGCCUGUUACCUUCAUUAUUCUGCUGAAUCUUAUCUUCCUGGUGAUCACAUUGUGCAAAAUGGUGAAGCACUCAAACACUCUGAAACCAGACUCUAGCAGGUUGGAAAACAUUAAUAAUUACCGUGUUUGUGAUGGCUACUAUAAUACGGACUUACCUGGCUAUGAAGAUAAUAAACCAUUUAUCAAGUCCUGGGUCUUGGGUGCAUUUGCUCUCCUGUGUCUUCUUGGCCUAACAUGGUCAUUUGGCCUGCUGUUUAUCAACGAGGAGACGGUUGUGAUGACAUAUCUCUUCACAGUAUUUAAUGCUUUCCAGGGAAUGUUUAUUUUCAUCUUUCAUUGUGCCCUUCAAAAGAAAGUACGUAAGGAAUAUGGCAAGUGCUUCCGACAUUCCUAUUGCUGUGGUGGACUACCAACUGAGAGCCCCCACAAUUCAGUGAAGGCAUCGACAACAAGAACUAGCGCUCGCUAUUCCUCUGGCACUCAGAGUCGUAUAAGAAGGAUGUGGAACGACACUGUGAGAAAACAAUCUGAAUCUUCCUUUAUCUCAGGUGACAUCAACAGCACUUCAACACUUAAUCAAGGAAUGACUGGCAAUUACCUACUAACAAACCCUCUUCUUCGACCACACGGCACUAACAACCCCUAUAACACACUGCUCGCUGAAACAGUUGUAUGUAAUGCCCCUUCAGCUCCCGUGUUUAACUCACCAGCAACCUACAGAGAGACAAGACAUUCACUGAACAAUGCCAGGGAUACAAGUGCCAUGGAUACUCUACCGCUAAAUGGUAAUUUCAACAACAGCUACUCAUUGCGCAAUGGAGAUUAUAAUGACAGUGUGCAAGUUGUAGACUGUGGACUAAGCCUGAAUGAUACUGCUUUUGAAAAAAUGAUCAUUUCAGAAUUAGUGCACAACAACCUGCGGGGCAGCAGCAAGAACCACAACCUGGAGCGCACACUCCCAGCCAAAGCUGUGAUUGGCGGGAGCAGUAGUGAAGAUGAUGCAAUUGUGGCGGAUGCUUCAUCUUUGAUGCACAGUGACAACCCAGGACUGGAGCUUCACCAUAAGGAGCUUGAGGCACCACUCAUUCCCCAACGGACUCACUCGCUUCUGUACCAGCCACAGAAGAAAGUGAAGACUGAAGGAACUGACAGCUACGUCUCACAGCUGACAGCUGAGGCUGAAGACCACCUACAAUCCCCCAACAGAGACUCUCUUUACACAAGCAUGCCCAAUCUUAGAGACUCUCCUUAUCCAGAGAGCAGCCCUGAUGUUGAAGAAGAUCUCUCUCCCUCCAGGAGGAGUGAAAAUGAAGACAUUUACUACAAAAGCAUGCCAAAUCUUGGAGCUGGCCAUCAGCUUCAGAUGUACUAUCAAAUCAGCAGGGGCAAUAGUGAUGGCUAUAUAAUUCCCAUUAACAAAGAAGGAUGUAUCCCAGAAGGAGAUGUUAGGGAAGGACAAAUGCAACUAGUGACAAGCCUUUAA
Messenger RNA from Emys orbicularis (European pond turtle), 4485 nucleotides. RefSeq names its product adhesion G protein-coupled receptor L2 (gene ADGRL2). Bases 1 to 4485 code for a protein of 1494 amino acids. NCBI's taxonomy places the organism in Eukaryota, Metazoa, Chordata, Testudines, Emydidae. Gene Ontology annotation, biological process: adenylate cyclase-activating G protein-coupled receptor signaling pathway; cell surface receptor signaling pathway. The record is from RefSeq and is a predicted model, not a curated record. Gene Ontology annotation, molecular function: carbohydrate binding; G protein-coupled receptor activity. The transcript has 25 exons. Gene Ontology annotation, cellular component: plasma membrane.